AUCUUAGCUGCGCGAGGAUUGGAGGGAACGAGAACACGAUGCGAGCGGGGGUUUAUCUCACGAGGCCUUCUCCUUCGCCCUCCUCCUCCUCCUCCUCAUCCUCCUUUCCCAUAAACCCUAAUCCUCCUCCUCGUCCUCGCCAUGUUUCUUCAUCUUCAUUGAACCCCUUGCUCUCGUACCCUUCCUCGAAGCGUACUCCUCCGCCCCUCGCCGGAGCACUCCGGCGCCGUGGCGCUCGUCCCCUCCUCGGCGGCGCUCCGCUCCGGCGAUUCUGCGGCCUUCGGCGAUCGGAAUCGGCCUCGAUCGACUCCCCCUUCGAGAACGAGGUCAAAGAACAAUUAGAUGCACUUGAGAUCACCGUGAAGGAUGGCCAGAAACAUGGUCGGUGCGUGAGAGUACCAGCUCAUAAUAUCUGCCAAGCUCAUCCGAAUUCUUUGGUUGUUAGAAGUAAUCACCCUCAAAAUGCUGAUCUACCACCCUACUACUCAAAGAGGGAAAAGAAACCAUUUCCGAUUCCAAUUGUGGAGUUAAGGCGCGCAGCACGAGAGAGGCUGAAGAAGGCCAAGGGAAAACCAAGAAGACCAACUCUGCCUCCAAGAAAUGGGAUGCUCGUUAGAAGCUUGAUACCAGUUGCAUAUGAAGUGAUGAAUGCAAGGAUCUCACUCAGCAACAACCUGAGGAGACUUAUGAAAGUAGUGCCAGUGCAAGCAUGCAAGCACUGCAACGAAAUACACGUUGGAUCUACCGGUCACCCUUUCAAAACAUGCCGAGGCAUGCAGUCCGACCACCGCAAGGGCCAGCAUGAGUGGACUCGUGCCUCAUUGGAAGAUGUGUUUGUGCCAAUUGAAGCCUACCAUCUCUUUGAUCGCCUAGGAAAGCGCAUCUCUCACGAGGAGCGAUUCUCGAUCCCCCGCAUCCCAGCAAUUGUGGAACUCUGCAUCCAGGCUGGGGUGGACCUCCCCGACCUUCCCACCAAGCGCCGCAGGAAGCCCGUUAUCAGAGUGGGGAAAAGUGAAAUCAUCGAUGCUGAUGAAGAUGACCUCCCAGAUCCAGAGCCUGAUAAACACAAGAAGCCAAUUAUACAUGAAAUACCUGAAUCUGAGAUUUUCCCCCCAUCCAACUCUGAGGAAACCACUUCACUCUCCAAGGAAACGCUUGAAGGAUGGGAAACUCUAAGGGAGGGUGCAGACAGGCUUAUGAGAAAGUAUGCAGUUAGGGUAUGCGGGUAUUGUCCCGAGGUGCACGUGGGGCCAAGCGGACACAAGGCACAGAACUGUGGAGCAUUCAAGCACCAACAGAGAAAUGGGCAGCAUGGGUGGCAGGCUGCUGUGCUUGAUGACUUAAUACCGCCGCGGUAUGUUUGGCACAUGCCAGAAUCUGGAGAGGAGUUGCAGAGGGAGCUCAGGAACUUCUAUGGGCAGGCGCCUGCUGUUGUGGAGAUUUGCAUGCAGGGUGGUGCAGAAGUGCCAGAGAAGUACAAGGCGACCAUGAGAUUGGAUGUUGGAAUACCUGCUAGUUUGAGAGAGGCUGAAAUGGUGGUGUGAGUGGGAUUUAGGAUAGGGCAAGAGGCUUUCCUUUGUACUCUUUUAUUUCACAAUGGAGAAAAUUAGUUGAGCUUCGUUCCGUAUUUUUUGCCUAUUUCUUUUUGUCGUUUCGUUCAAUCAGUAAAUGUAAUAUUGCUCAUUGGUUAUCUCAAUAUGCAGAUUCAAAAGCUGAAACUUGAUCUCGAGAUGCCAGUUUAACCACUUUUAUUGUUUAUUGUUCUUCCUGUGCUCAACAACCUUGAAGGGAACUCUUGACCUGGAUAAUGCUCGAGCGGGAUCAGAUUUUGAAAUUGAAGGAAGUAAAUUUCGCUAUCUUGCUGCUCAACCAGCCUUUUUUUUUUUCUCUCUCAUCAUGCUAGUGCGAGCAUGGUUUAUGCAAGUAUGUAUGUUUACAUACCACAAAUCUUUUUUUUUAUGUUCUUAUCUAAAAUGGGAUAAUGUUAAUAACUUGGUAUAUCUAUCUGUGAAUAUUUUGCUCCUUUGCAUC
Molecule: messenger RNA, 2031 nt
Organism: Ananas comosus (pineapple)
Lineage: Eukaryota; Viridiplantae; Streptophyta; Magnoliopsida; Poales; Bromeliaceae
Product: APO protein 2, chloroplastic-like
Exons: 5
Coding region: 39-1544 (501 amino acids)
Molecular function (GO): RNA binding
Source: RefSeq, a predicted model, not a curated record